AUGUACAUCCCAGCACCUACUUCCUAUGCACAUCUCAAAACAGUCAAUGGAAUCACCUUCAAUUCAUAUAGGGAAGCAGCUAUUAGUCAUGGUUUAUUACAGGAUGAUAACAGCAAUGAAAAGUGUAUGGAGGAAGCAUGCUUAUAUCAAAUGCCAUUAUCACUACGACAACUAUUCUGUACUAUUCUCGUUUAUUGUGCUCCAGUGAAUCCAUUGGAAUUAUUCUUCAAAUUUGAAGAUGACAUGAUAGAAGACUAUGUCUCCAUACAAAAGCUGACCAAAGAUGCUGCACGACAGGUUUUACUCGAAGCACUAAAUGCAGAGCUCGAAUCUAUGGGCAAAAAGCUACAUGAUUUCCAAUUAUCUCAUCUUGUUACAUCUGAUUCAACAAAGACAAUAGUACCAAGAGAAGUACAGGAUGAAAUGAAUGUCCAGAUACCAGAAGAUGAUCUACAAGCCCCAAGUUUAUUCAAUGUAGAACAAGCAACAGCUUACAAUGAAAUUCUCUCUACUGUUCUCAAUCGAGCUCCCAAAAGCUUCUUUAUCGAUGGUCCUGGAGGUACUGGCAAAACAUUCCUUUACCGAGCGUUACUUGCAAAAGUUCAUUCACAACAUUUAAUUGCACUAGCAACAGCCAGCUCUGGAGUUGCAGCUUCAAUUUUACCAAAUGGAAGAACAGCUCAUUCCCGCUUCAAAGUCCCAAUAAAUGGUGAUGGCAAACUCUGCUGUAGCAUUUCAAAGCAAUCUGGUCUGGCUACUCUUAUUAAACAAGCUGUCCUUAUCAUUUGGGAUGAAGCAUCAAUGGCAAAAAAGCAGUCAAUCGAAGCCUUGGAUUACCUCUUACGUGAUCUGACAGAAAAUGAUACAUUAUUUGGUGGAAAAGUUGUUGUUUUAGGAGGUGAUUUCAGGCAAGUAUUACCUGUUAUACCUAAAGGAACACGGAUUGAUUGCAUUAAUGCAAGCUUAGUCAGAUCAUACAUAUGGCCAGAACUCGUCAAAUUCAAACUAAAGGAAAAUAUCCGAGCAAAGGCUGAUCCAGCAUUCAGUGCAUACAUUCUUCGAGUUGGAAAUGGUCAGGAAAAAGAGAAUGACGCAGGAGAAAUCAACUUACCACCAACCCUAAUCCUACAGCCAACCACAAGAAUGCAACCUUUAGACCAGCUAAUCCAAUUUGUUUUCCCCUCCUUUGAUCUACACACAUUGGAUCCACUUUCUUUAACCAACUCUGCCAUCCUCACACCCAAAAACCUGGCAGUUGAUGAAAUUAAUGAGGCAAUCAUUGCCAAAUUCCCAGGGAAAGAGCAGACAUACCUAAGUUUCGACGAAGCAUCUGAUCCUACGCAACAAGGGCUCUACAUUGACUUUCUAAAUUCCGUAACACCUCAGGGAAUGCCAACUCAUCAUCUGAGAUUGAAAAAGAAUAGCCCCAUUUUGCUACUUAGAAACAUAAAUCCUUCCCAAGGAUUAUGUAAUGGCACAAGAUUAAUAUGCAAAGAAUUCAAGACUCAUUUGAUUGUUGCUCAAAUAGCAGUAGGUGAGCGAAAAGGCACUACGAUUUUCAUACCAAGGAUCCCUUUACAGCCAAAUGAUCCUCAGCAUUACCCAGUGCAGUUCACACGUCGACAAUUCCCUGUGAGAACAUGUUUCGCCAUGACCAUAAAUAAAGCCCAAGGUCAAACAUUAAGUACAGUCGGUAUAUACUUGUAUGAGCCAAUAUUUGCUCAUGGGCAGCUCUAUGUUGCCUUAUCUCGAGCAACAACAGCAGCCAAAAUACGAGUCCAUGUGAAGCACUCAGAAAAUGAGGCAUUUCCCCACUAUCGCACUAAGAAUAUUGUCUACAAAGAGCUGCUACAAGAAGCUAAUUGCAUAUAA
Molecule: messenger RNA, 1872 nt
Organism: Rhododendron vialii
Lineage: Eukaryota; Viridiplantae; Streptophyta; Magnoliopsida; Ericales; Ericaceae
Exons: 1
Coding region: 1-1872 (623 amino acids)
Biological process (GO): DNA repair; telomere maintenance
Molecular function (GO): DNA helicase activity
Source: RefSeq, a predicted model, not a curated record